Molecule: messenger RNA, 404 nt
Organism: Staurois parvus
Lineage: Eukaryota; Metazoa; Chordata; Amphibia; Anura; Ranidae
Source: the annotation of a GenBank genome assembly
CCUAAGGCACGGGUGUCAAACUGGCAUCCCUCCAGCUGUUGCCAAACUACAAGUCCCAUGAGGCAUUGCAAGAUUGACAGCUACAAGCAUGACUCCCAAAAGUAGAGGCAUGAUGGGACUUGUAGUUUUGCAACAGCUGGAGGGCCACCAGUUUGACACCCCAGCCCUAAGGUCAGGGGUAGGCAACCUGUGGCUCUCUAGCUGUUGUGGAACUACAUUUCCCAUGAUGCACUGCAACAUUACAAAACUGACAGUUACAGCUAUGACUUGCAGAGCCAAUGAUGGAAUUUGUAGUUCUGCAACAGCUGGAGAGCCACAGGUUGCCUACCCCUGGGCUAGACCAGGGGUGUCAAACUAGCGGCCCUCCAGCUGUGGUGAAACUACAAGUCCCAUCAUGCCUCUGC